This is a messenger RNA of Pseudozyma hubeiensis SY62, 288 nucleotides long. RefSeq lists its product as hypothetical. The coding region runs from base 1 to 288 and encodes 95 amino acids. The record is from RefSeq and is a predicted model, not a curated record. The transcript has a single exon. NCBI's taxonomy places the organism in Eukaryota, Fungi, Basidiomycota, Ustilaginomycetes, Ustilaginales, Ustilaginaceae.
AUGGCGGAGGGACGAUACAAGAGCACUCGAUCCAACGGCAACGAGCCGCAGACGCGGAACGAACUGUCGACGGGGCUCUGGCUGCUCAAGCACACGCAGGGGAUCGUGACGACGGCGACAGCAAUAGGCAUCCUGCACCUACGUACUUGCCAUGCCCUCUACUUCACAGUCGGCAGCUUGGCGACAAGUUUCAGCGCCAAAGGUCUCAAGCGCGUCAUCAAACAGCCUCGACCGCCAGGAUCCAGAGUCAAGAAGACGAGCGGAAUGCCCUCGACGCACAGCGCGUAA